AUGAAGAGAAAGCUUUAAAAAUUGUCAUUGUUUAAAGAAAUAGAUGAAUUUAAUCAAAAGGAUAGUGAUGGACAUUAGAGUGAUGACUCCUCUACUUCUGAUGACUUUUUAAAUUCUACAUUUGAAGCAUAUGGUAUAUCUUUGAUGAUAAAACUUAGAAUCUCAAAUAUUUAUAAGCAGCAAUCAAACUCCAAUUCAUUCCGAGCAGUUACAAUUCAUAUAAGGGGUAUUCGAUAAAUCAGAAGAGAGCGAGCAAUCAUUUUAUUUCAAUAUUACUAAUGUAUUAAAUCAAGCCUAUUAUAGAUUGAAGGAGAUAACAGAACAACUUUGAUGAUAAGAAAUAUUCCCCAAAAUUAUACAAAAGAAAUGCUAAUGAUGGAAAUUGAUCCAAAAUUCAAAAAUAAAUUUGAUUAUUUCAAUUUACCUUUUGAUGGAACUGCUAAUCCUGGCUAUGCAUUCAUCAAUCUCAAAUCAAAAUCAUAUGUUAAAGACUUUUAUAAUUAUUUUAAUGGCAAAAAAUGGAACACAAAUCCAUAUACUAAAGUAACUAAAUUGAAUUAUAGCAUUAGCCUUGCUAUUUAAAAUAUGCCAAAAUAUAACAUAAGAAAUUUAAAUAAAUAAAUCCAUAAAUAUAUUUACAACAAAGCAGUGUUAUCAAACUUAUUUAAAGUUAGAAAUUAUAAUGCAGUUUGUGA
Messenger RNA from Paramecium octaurelia, 695 nucleotides. NCBI's taxonomy places the organism in Eukaryota, Ciliophora, Oligohymenophorea, Peniculida, Parameciidae. The record is from the annotation of a GenBank genome assembly.